AUGGACAAACUCAACCAUCGCACGAUAGUUCGGUCAAACACCGGGCGAAGCAUAGGGCUUGAAGCUACCAUGACAGCAAUGCCUGAUUGGAGUACUCCACUUAUUGAUGCAGAAGCAAAGCCUCGAGUGAUGUUGACGAAGUCUGCGGUAAGGGUGUAG
Messenger RNA from Colletotrichum costaricense, 159 nucleotides. RefSeq lists its product as uncharacterized. The record is from RefSeq and is a predicted model, not a curated record. NCBI's taxonomy places the organism in Eukaryota, Fungi, Ascomycota, Sordariomycetes, Glomerellales, Glomerellaceae. The transcript has a single exon. Bases 1 to 159 code for a protein of 52 amino acids.